AUGGAUCCUGUUCGGCCGCUGUUCAGGGGGCCCGCUCCUGUCCACCCAUCUCAAUGUGUGCGAAUGCCAGGCUGUUGGCCACAAGCUCCUAAACCUUUGGACUCAGCCUGGGCAGGACCUGCAGGCAGAGGCCAUGUGUUUAGAAAGCCAGAGGAAUCCAGCCCACAGCUCCUAUCAGCACAAAAGGAGUCUUUGGGUUUGGUGUCUAUGUUUCGUGGCAUGGGCCUUGAGAUGGCCUCCCGGGCCCCUUCAGAACGAGAAGCACCUCCUUUAGGUAGAGGCAUUUUAGGUCGAGGCUUGUCUGUUAACAUGGUCCGCAGGGACAGAGAAGAACCCCGUCCCACUUUACCUGCUCCUUCGGUGCUGGCAGCUGGGGACAGCAAGCUGGCAGAGGCAUCUGUUGGUUGGAGUAGAAUGCUCAGAAGAGGGAGCUCAGAUGUCUCUUUAUUACCACUGGGAAGAGCAGCUGGUGGUAUAGGCAGAGGCGCAGACAAACCUCCAAGUGCCUUUGGCCUGGCCACCCGGGAUCCCCAACGGCUGCUACAGCCUCCAACUCUGUCUCCAACCUCAUUGCACUCUGCAGAUCCCCCUCCUGUCCUGACUGUGGAGCGGAAGGAAAAAGAGCUUUUUGUCAAGCAAGGAUCAAAAGGAAUACCUCAAUAUUUGGGACUGAACCUCAUCAAAAUCCAGUGUCAUAAUGAAGCAGUUUAUCAGUACCAUGUAACUUUCAGCCCCAACGUGGAGUGCAAAAGCAUGAGGUUCGGCAUGUUGAAGGACCAUCAAGCUGUCACUGGAAAUGUCACCGCUUUUGAUGGAUCUAUUCUCUAUCUACCUGUUCAGCUUCAACAAGUUCUUGAGUUAAAAAGUCAGAGGAAAACGGAUGAUGCUGAGAUCAGCAUCAAGAUUCAGUUGACAAAGAUUCUGGAGCCAUGUUCUGACUUGUGCAUUCCCUUCUACAAUGUUGUCUUCCGGAGGGUAAUGAAACUCUUAGACAUGAAGCUUGUGGGGAGAAACUUCUACGAUCCUACGAGUGCCAUGGUCCUGCAGCAGCACAGAUUGCAGAUCUGGCCAGGCUAUGCAGCUAGCAUUCGGAGGACAGAUGGAGGGCUUUUCUUGCUUGCUGAUGUCUCCCAUAAGGUCAUUCGGAAUGAUUCUGUGCUGGAUGUCAUGCAUGCCAUAUACCAACAGAACAAAGAACACUUUCAGGAUGAGUGCAGUAAGCUUCUGGUGGGCAACAUUGUCAUCACACGAUACAACAACCGCACCUACCGCAUCGAUGACGUGGACUGGAAUAAGACCCCGAAAGACAGCUUCAUGAUGUCUGAUGGGAAGGAGAUCACAUUCCUGGAAUACUACAGCAAGAACUAUGGGAUCACAGUGAAGGAAGAUGACCAGCCACUGCUCAUCCACAGGCUCAGUGAGAGGCAGAACAACCAUGGCACACUGCUGAAGGGUGAAAUUCUGCUGCUGCCUGAACUGUCCUUCAUGACAGGGAUCCCUGAGAAGAUGAAGAAGGACUUCAGGGCCAUGAAGGAUUUGACCCAGCAGAUUAACUUGAGCCCCAAACAGCACCAUAAUGCUUUGGAGUGCCUGCUGCAGAAAAUUUCAAAGAAUGAGACAGCCAACAAUGAGCUGACCCGCUGGGGUCUCAGUCUGCAGAAGGAUGUCCACAAGAUUGAAGGACGUCUUCUUCCAAUGGAAAGGAUUAACUUAAGAAAUACUUCAUUUAUUACGUCUGAGGACCUGAACUGGGUUAAGGAAGUAACCAGAGAUGCUUCCAUCUUGACUAUCCCCAUGCAUUUCUGGGCACUUUUUUACCCAAAGAGAGCAAUGGAUCAAGCCAGAGAGCUGGUUAACAUGUUGGAGAAGAUAGCUGGCCCCAUCGGCAUGCGCAUAAGCCCACCGGCCUGGGUAGAACUGAAGGAUGACCGUAUAGAGACCUAUAUCAGGACUAUUCAGUCCUUACUGGGAGUUGAGGGAAAGAUACAAAUGGUCGUUUGCAUCAUCAUGGGUACUCGUGAUGAUCUCUAUGGGGCUAUCAAGAAGCUGUGCUGUGUCCAGUCUCCAGUGCCCUCACAGGUCAUCAAUGUACGAACCAUUGGUCAACCCACUAGGCUUCGGAGUGUGGCUCAGAAAAUUUUACUUCAGAUGAACUGUAAAUUGGGUGGUGAGCUUUGGGGAGUGGAUAUUCCUCUGAAACAGUUAAUGGUGAUUGGAAUGGAUGUGUACCACGACCCCAGCAGAGGCAUGCGCUCAGUGGUUGGCUUCGUUGCAAGCAUCAAUCUCACCCUCACUAAAUGGUAUUCUCGAGUGGUGUUCCAGAUGCCUCAUCAGGAGAUUGUGGACAGCCUGAAGCUCUGCCUGGUAGGCUCCUUAAAGAAGUAUUAUGAGGUAAACCACUGUCUACCAGAGAAGAUCGUGGUAUACCGAGAUGGAGUGUCUGAUGGCCAGCUGAAAACGGUUGCCAGCUACGAGAUUCCUCAGCUGCAGAAGUGCUUUGAAGCUUUUGAGAAUUACCAGCCCAAGAUGGUAGUGUUUGUAGUUCAGAAGAAAAUCAGCACCAAUCUGUACCUUGCUGCUCCAGGUCACUUUGUGACCCCCUCCCCUGGGACCGUGGUUGAUCAUACCAUAACAAGCUGUGAAUGGGUGGAUUUCUACCUUCUUGCCCAUCAUGUGAGGCAGGGCUGUGGCAUACCUACUCAUUAUAUCUGUGUCCUCAACACUGCAAACCUGAGCCCUGAUCAUAUGCAGAGGUUGACUUUCAAACUGUGCCACAUGUACUGGAAUUGGCCUGGUACCAUCCGAGUUCCAGCUCCUUGCAAAUAUGCCCACAAGCUAGCGUUCCUGUCUGGACAGAUUUUGCAUAAUGAACCAGCCAUCCAGCUGUGUGAAAACUUGUUCUUCCUGUGACUGGCAGCCUGGACACAGGCUGUCAAGAGAAAUUGGACUUCAACUCAGCCAAGACUUACAGAAUCAACAGAAAUGGAGUUUUGUAUUGGCAUUUUUCUUUUCUCUAACCUUGUAGUAUUAGAUUUCUGUUUUUCUUUUAAGCCUGAUGUUAGAGUGUGGUGGUACAUGCCUGUUAUCCCAGCCCUUGGGAGGCUGAGGCAGAAAGAUCUUAAGUUCAAACCCAGCCUGGGCUACAGAGUGAGGCCCUAUCUCAAAAACCAAACCAAACCCUAAAGUCUAAGUUCCAACAGGAAGUUCCUUGCUGCCUUAGCAGAGCAAACGGUGGUUGGUGUGCUACUACCCUGCAGAGGGGAUAAAAGGGGGAUGACAUUUAGAACCACCAAGGGGCUUGAGGAUAGAUAACUCAGUGGUAGAGCAUGCUCUUACCAUGUGAAAUGCCCUGAGUCCAGUCCUCAGAACUCCCAAACCCAUGAGUAACAGAAACCUGUAGUAUCUACAAUUACCCCAAAGCUGUGCUUACAGGACAGUCCCAUUUAUGGUGCCAGAGAUGAGAAUGAAUGAAGUCACUGAAAGUGUCUUCAAGGAGACAAUUACUUUACUUGGGCAGCUAGGGAAGGUAAAGAAAGGCCUGUGAAGCAUGCUUUUUCAAAGAGAGAUGGCUGCUGUUGGCAGAUCUGAAAGGCAUGUUGUAGAACCAGGUCAUGGCGUAGUCAGGCCCCUGAGCAUAAUCACAGGGAGUGCAUCGGGUGAUUCUGUGGCUUCCUGAAAGUAUAACAGAAGCUUUUUCUGUACUUCUCAGUAUGUUUGGUUACUGGCCUGCUGCCCCAACACACACGCAUGCACACACACACGUACACACACAUACCUUUGCUCUUUGUGACUAAUCUUCAGUAAUUGAUUGGAACAUAUGGGAAGGAUUCAAUAGCUAGGAACAUCCAGGAUGUAGUACAAGCUUUUAAUGACCCUUUCUCCCAGCUAUCUGGCCCUCAUUUCUGUGCUUGUCUGUAAAUUAGAUUGCUCAUUUCUCUUGCACAAUAACCUCUUCUGGCUGUGGCCUCACUUUCCUAGGAAUUUUUUAGAAUCCAGGCU
Molecule: messenger RNA, 3999 nt
Organism: Nannospalax galili (Upper Galilee mountains blind mole rat)
Lineage: Eukaryota; Metazoa; Chordata; Mammalia; Rodentia; Spalacidae
Gene: Piwil2
Product: piwi like RNA-mediated gene silencing 2
Exons: 22
Coding region: 1-2910 (969 amino acids)
Biological process (GO): regulatory ncRNA-mediated gene silencing
Cellular component (GO): P granule
Molecular function (GO): piRNA binding; protein binding
Source: RefSeq, a predicted model, not a curated record